This is a messenger RNA of Scylla paramamosain (green mud crab), 1647 nucleotides long. It is a transcript of the gene HtrA2, whose product is annotated as serine protease HTRA2, mitochondrial-like. NCBI's taxonomy places the organism in Eukaryota, Metazoa, Arthropoda, Malacostraca, Decapoda, Portunidae. The transcript has 7 exons. Gene Ontology annotation, biological process: programmed cell death; proteolysis; positive regulation of apoptotic process. Gene Ontology annotation, molecular function: serine-type endopeptidase activity; protein binding. The record is from RefSeq and is a predicted model, not a curated record. The coding region runs from base 108 to 1487 and encodes 459 amino acids.
UGCAACCAAGGUUUCAACCCUUACCGUUGUGAUGAGUGAAUCACGCUCCUUUGUAAACAGACGAACUCAGUGACGCGAGGGUUGUUGUUUGGGUCAUCAGCUGAGCCAUGCGGGGUCUGUGGAGCUAUACUUUGUGGUCACGAGAAAAGAGAAGACUGACAAAGCAGCUACUGUUAUGUAAUCGCUUGUCAACUCCUGUGGUAGUUCGAUGUGCUGCAUCUCAAGUAGUGAAUCACGGUGAAGUGCUACAAAGACAGGAAGACUUUGCCAAGUACAACUCUCAUUCAAGAAGUGGAUCUUUUCUGUAUAGCAUUGUUGGGUUUGGGGCUGGUUUAAUUUUAGGGGCAAUACUGAAGUCUCACUAUAAUGAGUGGAGCAGAAGCAAGAGGUACCUCACCAAUGUCUUGCCCUCUGUCAGUGCUGCCAGUCCUUUUACCUUCACUCCAGCAGUGGAUCAUAACAAUAAUGAAACCAAUUCUGCAAAGCAAGAGGCAACGCUGAGCAAGAGGAUAACUCACAACUUCAUCGCUGAUGCUGUAGAAAAAGCAUCAGACAAAGUUGUAUAUAUUGACAUUAAGGAUGCUCGAAGGAGUCCAUAUGUCAAGUGUGGCCAGACUCUGUCCAAUGGCUCAGGAUUUAUUGUUUCAGAAGACGGCUUGAUUCUUACAAAUGCUCAUGUAGUGACCAACAGGCCCAGAUCCAGCACCAUAUUGGUACGACUGCAUGAUGGCUCAGAGUGUGAGGGAGUUGUGGAAGACAUUGAUGCCAUCUCUGACUUGGCUCUCAUCCGAGUAAAGCGUUGCAGUCUCAGCCCAGCACCACUAGGGAAGUCAAGUGACCUAAGACCUGGAGAGUUUGUUGCAGCUCUAGGCUCUCCACUCUCUCUAUGCAAUACUGUCACAGCAGGUGUAGUUUCCUCAGUGGGACGAGCAAGCAAGGAACUGGGUCUGCGGGGAAGAGACAUUCACUACAUUCAGACUGAUGCUGCUAUUACUUUUGGUAACUCUGGAGGUCCUCUCAUCAACAUGGAUGGAGAAGUGAUAGGCAUCAACUCCAUGACAGUCACUUCAGGCAUCUCCUUUGCCAUCCCAAUUGACUAUGCAAAGGAGUUUAUUGCCAAGGCUGAGAAGAAAAGAGCCGAACUUGCCAAGUACCCUGAGGCACAGGGGCCUGACCGCCGCCGCUACCUGGGAAUCACCAUGCUAACCCUCACACCCUCCAUCAUGCAAGAGCUUCAGUCCCGAGGGAAUAUGACAAACCGAUUCCCGCCAGACCUCACCCAUGGCAUUCUGGUGUGGAAGAUUGUUGUGGGCUCCCCAGCAUACCAGGCCGGACUGCAGCCAGGAGACAUUAUAACACACAUCAACAACCAUGACAUUAACUCCUCCCGUGAUGUAUAUAAGUUCCUGGAGGGACGAGGGGAGCUCAGUAUGACUGUUGUACGAAAUGGCCAGCGGUACUUUGUGAGUGUAGUGCCAGAGGAGUAAUGAUAGAAAUCUCAUAGAGAUGUCAAAUGUGAAAAGACUGAAGCUGAUGUGAUAAAUAGUUAGUACUUCCUUUUUCAAGUGAGAAAGUUUGAUGAUGCUUAAUGGAAAGAAAUUUAUGUAAUGUUCAGUAUUGAAAUAUGAAUAGAGAAUUUAUUCCAAA